GCAGCAGCAAGCCGGGCACCGCGUCUAGUCGCUGCCUUGUGCCUCGCCGGCUUGUGGCUGGACCGGACCCCAACAGGGCAUUUGUUUUCCUCCUGGCCGGAGACGUCGGCUAGUUCGAGAAAGCAUCUGCGAUGUCUCAGAAAAACAAGCUCAACUUCGUGGCUGAAGCUCAGAUCUGGAAGACUCACAUUGAAACAGAGCGUGAAGCUGCCCGAAAAUGGCCCAAGCGCUGGGGAUUUCUGUUGACCCCACUUGAAGAGUUGGUAAAAGAUGAAAAGAAACAACUUGCUAAGCCGAAGAUCCCGCUUCCAGAACACUUACAGAUCCGACCUGUGACACCAGUGGAAAAAUAUAUUAAGAUUGUUCCAUCUCCACCUGUUCCACAAACAACCCAAGGGUUUAUCGGCUGGAGGUCUUCAGUUCCAGGCUUAGAACUUGAGCGUUAUUAUCAGAUCAGAAGCUGCAAAGGUGCCUUUUACAAGGACUUGAAAUGGCCAAAUGAACCAACCGACUGACUUCAACCAUGUUGUGUAUUUUACUGCAGCAAUGAUGACAUCCUUCAAAAUCCACAUUUGAAAAUAACUUCAUUGGGCCCAGCGGCAGUCAGAAAGCUGCAUACACCCUUGAAUUCUUCAGAGGAUGAACAAAAACCAAAGAAAAAGUGACUGCUUUUCAAGGAAUGGAUUUUUGCACUUGAAGAUGUCUUCAUGAGACAAAGCAGAAGUAUGCUAUAGCCAUCCAACUAUAGCAUCUAAGAUGCUGAGACAGCCACCUGCAAGGAAUUGUCCAAAAUAUACCCCAAUGAGGCGUCCCACUUUUUGGAAAGAUAAAAUUCAGGACUUCUACUCAUUCCUAGAUAAAACUAUUUUUCUUACUAAAUGAAAAACCUCAGUAGAAAAGAAACUAAGCUGUUGUACAAAGCCAAACUGACGAUUGUAGAGUCUUUGAAGCCAACUUCUCCUUCUCAACGGCCUACUUUGUUCUCCUCAAACGUGACAAGUGAACGUUCUUCUGAAAGACAGUUCUCUGUGCCAUGUCUGAAAGGAGAUCCAAAUUCUUCACUUUGUUUUAGUUACCUGCCCCCCCCCAUCAUCAACAGUCUAGACAUUAAAAAAAAGUGACUUCCUUUUUCCUCAAUCUGUAAAAUAUUCAAUAAGCAAUAAAUGUUUCGAUAAUAACUCCGACAUCUGUCAAGAACAUGUUGCAAACUACCACAAUUAGAAAGCAGUAUUUUUG
This is a messenger RNA of Crotalus tigris (Tiger rattlesnake), 1236 nucleotides long. RefSeq names its product chromosome unknown C20orf85 homolog (gene CIMIP1). NCBI's taxonomy places the organism in Eukaryota, Metazoa, Chordata, Lepidosauria, Squamata, Viperidae. Bases 132 to 515 code for a protein of 127 amino acids. The transcript is spliced from 5 exons. The record is from RefSeq and is a predicted model, not a curated record.